Myodes glareolus (Bank vole) is the source of this 1157-nucleotide messenger RNA. The record is from RefSeq and is a predicted model, not a curated record. NCBI's taxonomy places the organism in Eukaryota, Metazoa, Chordata, Mammalia, Rodentia, Cricetidae.
AUGGGCAGUGAGACAGCCUCCGUGGAGCACGUGUCCGAGGUGAGGCGCUGUGAGCGAAGUGGAGGAAGCCCGUGGCUUCCAGUUUCUGGGUCCCACAUCGGGGUUCUGAGGGAGAGCCGGCUACUUCCAUCCAUUGGUCAGCACAAUGAUGGGCUAACCCACCGCUUUGAGACCUACUUGCUUUUGUCCUCCCGGGAACUCUGCUCACUUUCUGAGGACUCAGCCCCACCCAGUGCUGGAAAACCGAAAGAAAAUGGCAUAACCAAUGUGCUCCUAACUCCCGGAACUCAGUGUGGGAAAGCCUUCAGCUACUGCUCGGCUUUUGUCUUGCAUUAGAGAAUUCACACGGGCGAGAAGCCCUAUGAAUGCCAUGAACGUGGGAAAGCGUUUAGCCAGAGCAUACACCUCACUCUGCACCACAACCACAUUGGGGAGAAGCCCUAUGCGUGCCGUGAGUGUGGGAAGGCCUUCAGUCACCGCUCAGCCCUGAUCCGGCAUCACGUAAUCCACACCGGAGAGAAACCCUGUGAGUGCAACGACUGUAGGAAGGCCUUCAGCCAGCGCUCAUACCUCACGCAGCACCAGCGCAUCCAUACCGGGGAGAAACCGUACGCAUGUAAGGAAUGCAGUAAGGCCUUCAGCCAGAGCACGUUCCUCACCCAGCAUCAGGUCAUACACACCGGAGAGAAACCUUACAAGUGCAGUGAAUCUGACAGAGCUUUUAGUGACCGUACAGGCCUUAUUCAGCACCGGAGAACUCACACUGGAGAGCGGCCCUAUGAGUGUAAUGCGUGUGGGAAGGCCUUUGGCUACUGUUCAGCCCUGACUCAGCACCAGAGAACACACACCGGAGAGAGGCCCUAUAGGUGCAGUGUCUGUGCCAAAGCUUUUAGUGACCGCUCUGCCCUGGUCCGUCAUCAGAGGACGCACACUGGAGAGAAGCCUUACCAGAGUAAGGACUGUGAGAAAGCCUUCAGCCAGAGCUCGUCUCUUACAAAGCACCAGAAAACUCACACUGGGGAAAAACCCUAUAGGUGUAAAGAAUGUGGCAAAGCUUUUAGCCAGAGUUCCUCUCUUUCUCAACAUUAGAAAACUCACGCUGUUGGGGAAAACAAGGCUAUGGACAAGCUUUUAGUGAGCAUUCAGUCUUUGGCCAG